This is a messenger RNA of Cicer arietinum (chickpea), 1857 nucleotides long. RefSeq names its product berberine bridge enzyme-like 21. NCBI's taxonomy places the organism in Eukaryota, Viridiplantae, Streptophyta, Magnoliopsida, Fabales, Fabaceae. The record is from RefSeq and is a predicted model, not a curated record. Gene Ontology annotation, molecular function: FAD binding; oxidoreductase activity.
AACCCCCAAAAAAAAAGCACCAAUGGCAAAACCCAAACCCAUUUCUCUAUCCACAUUUUUUUGUCUAUCUUUUUUUCUCCUAACUCUGUCUGCAUCCUUAACAUUUUCAAGACCAACAAAACAAACAAACUCAUAUUUGUUAACCAAUUUCCUUAACUGCUUCACACAACACACAACAAACUCAUCCGACAUUGUUUACUUCCAAACAAACCCUUCAUUUUCCACUGUCCUCAAUGAUUACAUCCGAAACGCACGUUUCAACAAAACCACAAUACAAAAACCAUUAAUCAUAAUAACAGCAAAAACACCAUCACACGUUCAAUCCACUGUCAUAUGCUCCAAAUCAAUAAACCUCCAAAUCAAAAUCAGAAGCGGAGGACACGAUAAUGAAGGCAUUUCAUAUGUCUCAAAUCAAUCACCCUUUAUCGUACUCGACAUGUUCAAUCUUCGAACUAUCAAUGUCGAUAUUGAAAGAGAACAAGCAUAUAUUCAAGCCGGCGCUACGAUCGGUGAACUUUAUUAUAGAAUUUAUGAAAAGAGUAAAGUUCAUGGAUUUCCUGCUUCUGUUUGUCCAACUGUUGGUGUUGGCGGUCAUGUGAGUGGUGGAGGGUAUGGAACAAUGUUGAGAAAAUAUGGUUUAGCAACUGAUAAUAUUAUUGAUGCUGAGAUUGUUGAUGUUAAUGGUAGGAUUUUGAAUAGGAAAUCAAUGGGUGAAGAUGUUUUUUGGGCUAUUAGAGGUGGUGGUGGUGCUAGUUUUGGUGUUAUUUUAUCAUACACUGUUCAAUUGGUUUCUGUUCCAGAGAUUGUUACAGUUUUUAGGAUUGGGAAAACAUUGGAAGAGAAUGCUACUGAUCUUGUUGUUCAAUGGCAACAGGUUGCUCCUACAACAGAUGAAAGGCUUUUCAUGAGACUAUAUUUGCAGCCUAUAACAUCUAAUACUUCUAAAACAUUGAGUGCUUCUGUUGUUGCUGUGUUUCUUGGUGGUGCUGAUGAAGUUGUUGAGAUUUUGGGAAAAGAAUUUCCACUUUUGGGUUUGAAAAAAGAAGAUUGUCUUGAAUUAAGUUGGAUUAAUUCUGUUCUUUGGUAUUAUAAUGAUCAGAGUAUUAAAAGUGGUGCUAAACCUGAGAUCCUUUUGGAUAGGAAUGUUAAUUCAGCUAUUUAUGGUAAGAGAAAAUCUGAUUAUGUUCAAAAAGCUAUUCCCAAAGAUUCGUUGGAAUUGAUUUGGAAAAAGAUGAUUGAGUUGGGAAAUAUUAGUUUUGCUUUCAACCCUUAUGGUGGAAAAAUGGCUGAGAUUGCAUCUGAUGCAACACCUUUUCCACAUCGUGCUGGAAAUUUGUUCAAAGUUCAAUAUUAUGUGAAUUGGAUGGAUGGAACAGAAGCUUCUGAAACUAACUACUUAACUCAAAGUAGAUCGCUUUAUAGUUUCAUGACACCUUAUGUGUCAAGUAAUCCAAGAAGUGCUUUUUUAAAUUAUAGAGACCUUGAUAUUGGAAUUAAUCGUUUUGGUAAGAAUAGUUAUCAAGAAGGUCAGGUUUAUGGUUAUAAGUAUUUUAAGAAUAAUUUUGAUAGGCUUGUUAAGAUUAAGACUACUGUUGAUCCUGAAAACUUUUUCAGGAAUGAGCAGAGUAUUCCUGUUCUUCCUCGUAAGCCUUAGGGUCCAUGGACAUGACAGCAUAGAGACAUGAUGUAAUAAGGAAUACGAUAGAGACAUGAUAAGAAGUUAUUGUGUCGUGUGUUUGAUGUGCACGUUAUAACAAAUUUGAUAAGAUUAAUCUAUUAUAUUCUGUAUUUGAUACACAACAGAUAAUUAAAUAAUAUGAUUUAUAUUGAAAUAAAAUAAAAAAUUUAUCCGUAUAA